AUGCUUCUUUCGCCAACAACAAGCGUCAAGCUUUGUCGAAUCGGACGAACCACGUUGCUCCGUCGGCAGUCAGCUCUCCAUCCCAAGAUCAGACACGCCUACCUGGCGGAAGCUGCGCUGCUCUCUACUGAGGGCAGCAUCGGCGGAUCGGUGGAGAGGCACCAGGCACGGUAUGGGGAGACGGCGGAGACAGCAGGGGGAAGCGCGAACGGUUACGUGUCAGUUCCGGUGUUCAACGGCCUCUCGCAUGGGCAUGGCUAUAGCCAUCUCGCGGCGCACGUUCCGCAGCAUAGCGCUGCGACGGACAGAUCGACUGGCUUCAGCGAUUCCGCUGUACCAGUGACGACGGCAGAAGCAGCGGCUGCGUCUACGGUGAUGGCGGCGGCAGAAGCGGCGUUACACCACCCCGUUCCGUUUUCCGCCGUGCAUUGCGCCGCCAUUCCCGCGACUUCCAACGCGGCUGUCCCGCCGACGACGACUCUUACGCUUCUCCUACCCAGCAGCAGCAGCGGUGGCGGCAGCGCCGGGAGCGUGGGUGGCGCGGGGGACGUAAUGGGAAGCGCGGAGCAGGCGCAGGCGCAAGCGAGCGCGGCGGCAAUGGAUUCCAUCAACCGGAAGACGGAGCGGGUGCUGUGUAUUUCCAGCGUCGUUUCCGGGAGAGACGGGGAGCGCCAGGGCGACAUGGAAGGGACCUUGACGGAGGGUCCGCCGGAGGGGACGUCGGGGGAAGCGCGCCUGGCGGAAGCGGCUCAUCCCUCCGUUUCCGCCAACAGCAGUCAGUGGGCGCAAGCGGUGGAGAUCCGUGAUGCUGACGUGCAGGCGGUGGCGGGUGUUGGCGCGCCGGACGCGGGCGCGGGGGUUGAUGCGGCGAAGGUCAGGAAUAUCGACUCGGCGCACGGGGAUCCGCAGAUGUGCACCAAGUAUGCCGCGGAGAUCUACGCGAACCUGAGAGAUGGCGAGCGGCGGCACCGACCUGUGAUGGCGCUGGAGGAGGGGAGGGGGGGCGACAUAAGCGCGGCGAUGCGGGGCAUUCUGAUGGACUGGCUGGUGGAGGUGGCGGAGGAGUACAAGCUCGUGCCCGACACGCUCUUCCUCACCGCCGCCUACAUCGACCGCUUCCUCUCCCACGCCACCGUCACCCGCAACCACCUGCAGCUCCUCGGCAUCGCCUCCAUGCUCAUCGCCUCCAAGUACGAGGAGAUUUACGCGCCGCAGGUGGACGAGUUCUGCUACAUCACGGACAACACGUACCGCCGCCACGAGGUGCUGCUCAUGGAGCGCCACGUGCUCGCCGUGCUGCACUUCGACCUCAGCACGCCCACCGUCAAGAGCUUCCUCAGGCGCUUCAUCAAAGCCGCCCAAGCCACCCUUCCGAGUCCCCAGCACCACCUGGAGUUCCUGGGCAACUACUUUGCAGAGCUCACACUCGUUGACUACCCCUGCCUGCGCUUCCUCCCCUCGCAAAUUGCUGCGGCAGCCGUUUUCCUUGCCAAGCUCACACUCUACCCGGCCCUUCCACCCUGGGAUGCAACACUGCAGCACUACACGGGGUAUGCGCCCUCACAACUCAAGGAGGCAGUGAUGGCGCUCUAUGACUUGCAGCGCAACGUCAAAGGCUGCACGCUCCCUGCCAUUCGGGAGAAAUACCGCCAGCCUAAGUUCCAAGGCGUAGCUCUGCUGCCAGCCCCAGCAGAUAUCCCCGACCAUCUUUUCCUGGACUCGUAG
This is a messenger RNA of Closterium sp. NIES-65, 1725 nucleotides long. Lineage: Eukaryota; Viridiplantae; Streptophyta; Zygnematophyceae; Desmidiales; Closteriaceae. The record is from the annotation of a GenBank genome assembly.